Messenger RNA from Eptesicus fuscus (big brown bat), 1525 nucleotides. RefSeq names its product histone-arginine methyltransferase CARM1-like. Gene Ontology annotation, molecular function: protein-arginine N-methyltransferase activity. The transcript has 12 exons. Gene Ontology annotation, biological process: peptidyl-arginine methylation. The coding region runs from base 140 to 1525 and encodes 461 amino acids. The record is from RefSeq and is a predicted model, not a curated record. NCBI's taxonomy places the organism in Eukaryota, Metazoa, Chordata, Mammalia, Chiroptera, Vespertilionidae.
AGGUGUCCGAGCAGCCCGCCUGGCCGGGAGGUGAGGACCGUGGCUCCGCCGCCAAGUCCCUCCCCUUCCCCAGCAGCUUCUCCCGGCGCCCGGGGCGCGGAGGAGGUGCCGCCAGGGUUCCGGGCGAGGCGCGCGCACCAUGGCCACGGCCGCGGCUCCAGGCCGGGUCCCCGCGCGCCUGCACUACCGCGUGCAGCUGCGCUUCGUGACCGAGGAGCAGCUCUUCACGCCCGGGCCGCUCACGACCCCCAACCCGAAAUCUCUGCGGCUGGAGGUGCACGCAGCCGGGGAGGAGGCGGACGCCACGGUGACUGACGCUGAUGGCGUCUGUGUCUUUAAAUGCCUACUCAACAGAGACACCGAGUGUUGCCGGGUGGGGAAGGAAUCCGUCUUGAUUACCCUGGGGUACAACAGUGCUCUGCUGAAGUUUGAGUCUUAUGCUGAAUUCAGCGCAUUUUCAAAUACCUUGAAAAGGUGCCGGAAUGAGAAAAAGAAAUACUCAGUGUUUAACCAGCGGACAGAAGAGGCAUCUGCCACACAAUACUUCCAGUUUUAUGGCUGCAUUUCCCAGCAGCAGAACAUGAUGCAGGAUUUUGUGAGGACAGCCACUUACCACAGAGCCAUCCUCCAGAACCACGUUGACUUCAGAGACAAGGUCGUUCUAGAUGUUGGUUGUGGAACAGGAAUCCUGUCAUUUUUUGCUGUACAGGCUGGAGCCAGGAGAGUCUACGCAGUUGAAGCCAGCUCAGUAGCACAAUAUGCUGAGAUACUAGUGAAAAAUAACCAUCUUUCAGACAAGAUCAUUGUUCUGCCAGGGAUAAUUGAAGAAAUCUCACUUCCCGAGGCUGUAGAUGUGAUCAUUUCUGAACCAAUGGGAUACAUGCUGUUCAAUGAAAGGAUGCUGGAGAGCUAUCUUCAUUCCAAAAAAUGGCUGAAAGCAAAUGGAAAGAUGUUCCCGACAUUCAGUGACAUCCACUUGGCCCCCUUUUCUGACGACCAGCUCUACAUGGAACACUACUCCAGAGCCAACUUUUGGUACCAGCAGUGCUUCUAUGGGGUCAACCUGUCCAGUCUCCGGGCUGCUGCAGUGGAUGAAUACUUCAGACAGCCAAUCGUCGACACAUUUGACAUUAGGAUUUUGAUGGCUCGAUCAGUCAAGUACACAGUGAACUUUAUGGAUGCAAAAGAAGCAGAUCUCCACAGAGUAGAAAUCCCCUUUGUGUUUCAGAUGACACAGUCUGGCCUCAUCCACGGCCUGGCGUUCUGGUUUGACGUGGCCUUUGUCGGAUCUCUGGUAACAGUUUGGCUGUCCACAGCCCCAACCGAGCCUCUGACCCACUGGUACCAGGUGCGGUGCCUUCUUCAGACUCCUCUCUUUGCCAAGGAAGGGGAAACCCUCUCAGGGAGAGUGCUGUUCGUAGCCAAUAAGCGACAGAGCUAUGACAUUCAGAUCGUGGCACUGGUAAACCAGACGGGCUUCAGAUCUGGGAACAUCCUCGAUUUAAAGAACCCUUUCUUCAGGUAA